AUGGGAUUGUCCUUGUCUUCAAUCUUAUCAACCUCAAAAGAAAUCUUAAAUAACAACCCAUUUUGUUUGACAGAAGAUGAGAAUACAGUUAUAAUAAGAUCAAUUAGCUUUGACUCAAAUGAUAUGGAAACAUUAAGACAAGUUAGCUUCAAAAGAAGUAAUUCGAACAAGAGUAAUGCAUCUGACUGUCCUGAAAGUUUGGUCAUUGAAGAAACUUUAAGGUAUCAGAAAUGGAAGCCUGAAAAGCUAAAACUCGAGACAACUGUUUUCUAUAAGGAUCUAGUUUUGUAUGGAGAAAAUUUAAAUUCAAAGACUAAAGAUGAUGAAUCAAUUACUGCAAAAUCAUUCCCUGAAAUGGAAACUUUGUUCUCUCCAAGGCCGGCCAGUGAGUUUCAAGCGGCUGCAAUUAAAGUGCAGAAAGUUUACAAGAGUUACAGGACUAGAAGAAACCUUGCAGAUUGUGCUGUUGUUGUUGAGGAGCUCUGGUGGAAGGCAUUAGAUUUUGCCACUCUUAAGCAGAGCUCAGUAUCAUUCUUUAACCUUGAGAAACCUGAAAGUGCCGUUUCGCGAUGGGCACGAGCUAGGACUAGGGCAGCUAAGGUUGGAAAGGGUUUAUCUAAGGAUGAGAAAGCUAAAAAACUAGCUCUGAGACACUGGCUAGAAGCUAUUGAUCCACGCCAUCGUUACGGACACAAUCUGCACUUAUAUUAUAAUGUCUGGUUUAAUAGUCAGAGCUCGCAACCCUUCUUUUACUGGUUGGAUGUUGGAGAUGGUAAAGAAAUAAAUCUUGAAAAUUGUCCAAGGACUAUUUUGCAACAUCAGUGCAUCAAAUAUUUGGGACCGGGAGGCAUUGGAUUGCACAAGAGUUGA
This is a messenger RNA of Camellia sinensis, 870 nucleotides long. NCBI's taxonomy places the organism in Eukaryota, Viridiplantae, Streptophyta, Magnoliopsida, Ericales, Theaceae. The record is from RefSeq and is a predicted model, not a curated record.